AUGAUAGCAGGCAACGCCAUCCUGCCCGUCAACCAAACUCCAACUUCCGGACCCUUCCAAGAGCUCACCCACAUCAAACUCUUUUCCAUCAACAAGCAGACUGCGGCGGGGCGCAAGCCCGCCAACCCGCUGCCUGAAGGAUUACCGUCUCCUGGAGCCACCUCGUACGAAGCACCGCGUGACGUGCUCACGCGCGGGCGUCGGGACGCCAACAGGGUUGCGUCAUCGCGCGUCGUCGACAACUACGCACACGACAACGACGACGAUGACGACAGCGACUACAACGAGUACGCUGUCGGCACCGAUGACGAGGCGGACUCACGGGAGGAGCCGGACAAGGGAAUGUACGACUCUGAAGACGACGACGAGAGCGACGAGUCCGAGGAUGCACCGGAAGAAACUCAGCCCGCAGCUCUGACCACGCGUGCUGGCGUGCUAAGCCCGCAGCCCGUGUUGCCACCGGCCUCGAAGGGUGGCGAACCUCCGCGCCGCGCUCCAAAGACCCGCAACCAGAUACCUGUGAAGCGCAGCGUCUGGUCCCCGCUGGAGAACACCAUCUUCGACGUGGCCCGCUGGUUCAUGAAGGACGAACUCGAGUCCCUCGUCGGGAAGCAGGGCUCCCAGUAUUGGGCGCGCCUUGUGGCUCACUAG
Closterium sp. NIES-65 is the source of this 651-nucleotide messenger RNA. Lineage: Eukaryota; Viridiplantae; Streptophyta; Zygnematophyceae; Desmidiales; Closteriaceae. The record is from the annotation of a GenBank genome assembly.